AUGUUAAAGGUGGAGCUCUCAGCAGGAUGGCGUCGCUCACGCUGCAGCUGCUCAGCCUGAUGCUCAUGGUUUCAGCUGCGACUGCUUGGUACUACAGGUACUAUGGAGGCUCGGUGACCUUCACUCCUACAGGACGACAACCGGACGGGACCUUUGAGGUGGAGUUUCGUGACAAACAAGCUUCCCCCUCCUGCUACCAGAACAGCUACACUUGUUACUAUGGCGACUGUGGAUGGCAGACCCAGAGUUCCAGCUCAUUCAUCGCCUACAACUACAACUACGAUUACUGGUGCCAAAACGAGCUAAAGACGGUGAGAAAGCUCAGCAGCAACCGCCCCUUUGCCAUCAGGUAUCCCACUUACUAUGAUUACUGGAAUGGCUUUGGAUACUGGAUGUAUAACAUCAGAAGCAAUGACGCUCCUAUGGAGAUGACGGCACAUGUGGACCUGGGAACCCGCUCUGAUACUGGACAACCUAACAACCCUCCCGUUUCUUCCACGCUUCCUGUCAUCAGAAUUCCAAGGAACUGCCCUCGAUCCAUAAACCUGACAGUGUUUGACCCUGAUGGCGACCGGUUCCGAUGCAGAGUACCGACAGAUCGUAGCACAUAUGAGUGUGGGCUGUGUGGUCUGCCCCCUGAGUUCACUGUAGACCAGAAUGCCUGCUCUGUAACAUAUCAGCCUGACUACAAUUAUUACUAUUACUACGGCUACGUUCCCAUUGAGCUGGUGCUGGAGGAUUUUCCACACCGUCACAUUUCACUGUCUUAUUCUGAUGGAUCCUACACAUUAAAGGAACCGUUAUCACUGCAUAGGCACAAACGUCAAGCUACAAUCAGAGAAGCUCCAACAACAACCACAGAAGCUCCAACAACAACCACAGAAGCUACAACAACAACAACCACAGAAGCUAUAACAACAACAACCACAGAAGUUCCAACAACAACCACAGAAGUUCCAAUAACAACAACCACAGAAGCUACAACAACAACCACAAAAGCUACAACAACAACCACAGAGAUUCCAACAACAACAACCACAGAAGUUCCAACAACAACCACAGAAGUUCCAACAACAACCACAGAAGCUACAACAACAACCACCACCCAAACGCCAUUUACCACAACCACCACACCACCUUUCACCACAGUCGUACUUGCUACAGGCAGUUACCAACCAUCAAUUCCUGCUUUAAGCAAAGUCCCUCUGCAGUUUAUGGUUUAUAUUGACGCAGACGUCCCUUCCUGCCUUGAAGGUGAUUACAUCCCCAUCUUCUCGUCUCCAACUCCGUAUAAUGGAGCGACUCUUCCUGCAUAUGUCAACCGCACCCUGACCAUCAAAGUCAGAUCCUCAGCACAGUACAGCAUAAUUAAUGACCUGAUCACCACUGGACCCAGCGGCAUUUCAAAGCAGAGAAUCUCCACGGAGGAGUUUCACCUCACAUGGACUCCAACAGAUCAAGACCUCAAUCACAAUAUUCCUAUCUGCUUUGUGUCUCAAGCUUACUACAACUACUACUACUGGUACUGGUACUACUACUACCAAGCUGUUUACUCUGAGCUGCGCUGUGUGGUUGCCAACGUUGCACAUCAUGAGGCCAAAGUGACAUGCAGUGAAACAGCCAUAAAGGUGGAGGUGGAGAAAGACAACCUCAUCAGACGCAACGAGAACAAGCUGCACCUGUUCGGCUUCACAGAUCCUUCUUGUAACCUGGCAGCUCUCUCCAACUCCACCCACCUGGUGGCUGAAAUCUCUCUGAACGCUUGUGGAACCCUCAUAGAGGAGGAUGACACAAACAUCAUCUUCAGGAACGCAAUCGCAGCUGCCGACCCACGUGCAGUGAUUUCCAGGAACAAUAAUGUAGAGGUGGGCUUUCAGUGCGUUUAUCCCAAGAGGAGCAACCUGACCCUGGAGUUCAGGCACAAGAACCCCUACGCCUUCACAGACCAAGGCUUCGGCACCUUCAGCUUCCAGUUUGAGUUCUUCGAGAGCCAGAGGUUCCUCAGACUAAUAAACGGCAGCAGAUACCCAGUGGAGGUGGACGUUGAGCAGAUGAUGUUCAUGCAGAUCGAGGCGGCGACCUCCAUCCCCAACGUACAGCUGUUUGUGGAGUCCUGCAGGGCGACUCCCUACGACAACCCUAACUCUCGCAUCAGCUACACCAUCAUUGAAAACGGGUGUGUGAGGGACAAAACAGUGACAACGUAUUCUGGCUCCAACCUGCAGUUCAGGUUUGGAAUGGAGGCAUUUGAAUUCAUUGGAGCUCAGCCAGAGGUCUACAUCACCUGCUCAGUCAUCCUGUGUGAGAGGGGGGUCCCUGGAACCAGGUGCUCUCAGGGAUGCAUCCAACCCCACCAUCGUGGCAAAAGGGAGUCUGCAGCCCAGAGUAGCAGACACAUGAUUUCCCAGGGUCCUCUGCGUCUGGCUAGAGCUGCUGACAGUCCAGCAUCUGGCCUGACUUUGAAUCUGAGCACAAACAUUGUCUUCAUUGUUGGUGUCCUCCUGGUGUGUGGAGUGGUGGUCUACAGGGCUAAGAGGUCCAGAUCUCAAUAUCAGCGCCUGCCAACAUUUGAGUCUGACUAAGGACAAAGAUGUCGCUUUCAGUUAGUUGGUCUAAGUGUAAACAGUGAUAAAUAAUAAAAAAUACUGCUGUAUUUUCUUUCUAUAUUGGUAGUUUUGAUCAAAACAUAAAAUUGUGUUUUGAAUCAGUGUGCAGGGCAUUAAAUAACAAAUUGAUUUUGGUGGUUUCAGCAUCAUUCUUUACUUUAAUAACUAGAGCAGCUAUUUAGUUUUGGAGACCUUGGAAUUCUAUUCUAUUGUUUUAAAUGUGUGGGUUCACAGUGAGGCUGCUGUAAGAUAGCUGCUUUUUUGCUGCUGUUGUGGAAACAAAUUGUUGUUCAAUUACUUAUUCUGAAAUGAAAAUUUGUGUUUAAUUGUUUUAAAAUAAACAAUCACCGUUGAUUAUCAAAGUCG
Betta splendens (Siamese fighting fish) is the source of this 2972-nucleotide messenger RNA. RefSeq lists its product as uncharacterized. NCBI's taxonomy places the organism in Eukaryota, Metazoa, Chordata, Actinopteri, Anabantiformes, Osphronemidae. The coding region runs from base 27 to 2582 and encodes 851 amino acids. The transcript is spliced from 13 exons. The record is from RefSeq and is a predicted model, not a curated record.